ACACCACCCAAACGGCGCCCCCUCUUCACCCCAUCCCAGUCGCGCUUCAGCCAUGGUAAGACCACCAAAACCUCGCUCACGAGUUAACUCAUGGUCCCCCCCCCCUCUCCUUUCCUUCUUCCAUGUCAUCAAGACCAUAACGACCUCUGACAAGAAGAUUCCAUCUCUUUCACGCGUUCUUUGCUCACACGAUCCGUUUAAGGCGAGGGAGGAUGAAUGGUGAGCGUAGGAUUAAGUUUUAGCUCAAUCUACUCCCUCCAUUUGUCCCUUACUUGCUUCAACAAACGGAUUUAGAAAUUUUAAAGGAUUUUUUUUUUGGAAUUUCUUGGAGGAGAAGAAAAAAAAGCUUCUAGGAUCCCUAUAUAUUUGGGAUUUUCGGACAGAAAAGAGGGAGGAGAAAAUCAGAGAAGAGAGAGUUCGGAAAACGAGAGGGCUAGGGUUUUUCUGAAUUUUUUACUUUCUUCCUUCCAAUUUUCAGUCGAUUGAGCAUAACAUUUUAGAGUUCUCUUUGAGUCUUUCUUUCAUAUUCGAAACAGAAAAUAAAAAAAUAUAUAAUAGCUUCUGAUUUGUUUAACAAGAAUGGAGUUUAGCUGAUGUCCGUUGACUGCUCGUGAGGUUCUUGUUCGUGGUUCCAAAUCCAUUUUUGUUGUUGUUUUAUCCUGCUACUAGUCGCGAUAUUGCUGUUAGUUUGCUGGAAUUUGGAGUAAAAGCUUUGUAUACCCUGAAUCUUCUGUUCUACCGAAAGCUUAAGCUUCAACAGGUAUGGACCCGCUGAUUCGAUCCAAAGUGUUGAUGGUAGUAAAGAUUCCUAGGAAAUUAAUCAAGUGGUGGAAAACGUUUUCGUUGUUAGAGCAGCAUGAGUUAAUGCAGAAAUUGGGCACCCUCACUUCCCUUCUUGAUAUCACACCUCGCCCAGACUUAGUGGAGGCGGUGCUGACUUAUUGGGAUCCGCAAAAUUUGAUUUUCAGAUUUGGAGAGUGUGAGAUGACCCCUACCUUGGCAGAAAUGUCUGGUCUCACUCGUUUAAGCUAUAUAGGCAAGGACAUGAUACUUCUCCGAGACCAUUCUAGGACAAGAUUCCUCAGUGACCUGGGACUGAAAGAUAACAAGCAUUUAAAAUGCCUCGAGCAGUCCUGGAUAUCCUUGGAUUAUUUGUUUGCUAGAUUUGGACCACAUGAUAGUUUUGACGUCUUUUGGGAUGAGUUCUGCACAACCAAGGCAAAGUGGCAAAGACGUCGCCUCGAAGCUUUCAGCCUUGCUUUGUUGGGAUUAUUGGUUUUUCCAUUAGAUGAGAGGCACAUUAGCACCCGUCUGCAGUCAGUGGUAAUGGCACUAUUUCAUGAGAAGCAACAAAAAACCCUUACCGUUGUGCCAAUGAUCUUAGCAGAGUUGUAUCGAGCAAAAAGGCGGAUGACGAAAUCAAGUACGUGCAAUACUGGAACAAUGCAAAGAGGAUGAAGAAAAAUACAUUAGUAGAGGACGUUGACAGGCCCGAGUGUACUCAGGAGUACCUGAUUUGGUUACAGUCCGUCCCACCAAGGGUCAGCACCCCAUUGCCAGCACAACUUAGGGGUCGAGCAGUUCAGACAGAUGAUUUGAGGAGGCAUCAGACCAAGAUCCUUGGGAUAAGCUUGAGUUGAUAAAGUCUCAGUUAGCGGGAUUGGCAGCAAACGUGGAGCAGCAUAGCCAGUAUUUGUUUAAGGUUGGCCUUCAGGAUGUGGGGGCACACGCCAAGGCCUUUAUUCCCAGCAUCGGUGUUUCUUUACGAGGCAUGUUACAGGGUUUGAACAUGACGGACAGCCCAGGACCAUCCUAGCCAGGACCGUCGCAUUCAGGAGCAGCUUGAGGGGUCAUUCUAUUUAGGUGUUUUGACAUUGUCUUAUGUUGUCUUUUACUUUCGUGUCUUGUCUAGAAAUACUGAGUCCUUUAGGUAGUUUCAAAGUCUGUCGUAGUAUAGUUGAGUCUGUCAUGUCUUGCAUUAUCGUACUUCCUAAUGUAUUUUAAUAUCGAAAAGUUUUUAAAUGAAAAAUCCCAAAAAUAUUUUAUUUCUAGUUUAUUUUCCAUCACUUUUCCAGAACUACGCUCGGUUUGAUUCAUAAGGGACAUGAUACAUAAGCAACCUACAUCUGGUUCGAUCAAAUCAUUUUGCAAAAGAAAAAAAGAAAAAAAAAGAGAAAAAAAGAAAUAAAAAAGAGAAAAGAGUGAUAAGAGGUGUUGGAAAAGAAAGAGAAUGAAGGAUGGAACUGAGCAAAUUGGGAUGAUACCAUAUGAUCUUGCGACCCUCAAAGCCA
Messenger RNA from Nicotiana tabacum (common tobacco), 2291 nucleotides. The record is from RefSeq and is a predicted model, not a curated record. NCBI's taxonomy places the organism in Eukaryota, Viridiplantae, Streptophyta, Magnoliopsida, Solanales, Solanaceae.